AUGUUUGACACUCUGCAAAAGAGAUGCAAGUUAGACAAGUUAACAAAAUAUGUGACAGAGAACAAGCAGUUGACCAACAGAAUAGUUUGUAAAGAGUAUAAGAAGAGUGUGUUAGAAUUUGAAAAGUCAGAUGACAACAUUGUUCGAAGUAUUGCAACAUAUUAUGCAAGUGGUGUAAUGGGGAAACGAAAGUACAAAAGUGUAAGACUGGUGCUUUCAAUGAAAUCAAAUGAAGGCAAACCAGGGAAAAGAACAAGUAUUUCAAUUUGUAAAGGCUGUAAGGUUCCAAAGCUUCUAACUUAUAGUAACCCUGUAGAACAGUUAAAAAAGAUUGACAUUGGGACUGUUCAUGAAAUUGACCCAGACUAUCUAGAGGGCUUAGAAACUGAAAACCAAGUCAAUGGUGCAUAUAGAGACUUGAGACAAUACCUCCCAAUGCUUGCCAAAUUUUAUCUUUCUCAGAACAGAAAAGAAAGUCUGAAAGGCUUUGCAGAAUCAACAGGCACUUUUCAAAUUGCUCUUGGUGGCGACGGAUGCCCAAUUGGCAAAAAUGAGAGCGCAUGCUCUUUCUUAGUCAGUUUCCUCAAUGUUGGAAGAAGGGUGGCAUCAAGUUAUGAUAACUUUCUAAUUUUUGGUGCCAACUGCGAUGAAAGCUCUCCUGUUACAAAGAAAUAUGUGAGGUCAUUAUUACCUCAAAUUGCAGAGUUAGAAAGGGCUGCAUAUGAAUUUGAAGGCAUGAAAUAUAGGUUUAAGCGGGAGGAAUUGCCAAAUGACAUGAAGAUGCUUGCCAUGUUGGCAGGUGAAUUAACUAUUAGUGCUAAGUAUUUCUCACCCUUUGCUAAUGUUUCAUUAGCUGAUUGUAGGGAUGUCAAGGGUACAUUUGGAAGUGAAAGUUCAAACAAGUGGAAGCCAUGGAGUUACAGGCAAAGAGUAAAUGUUGUCAACAAGGUUGAAGCAUUUAAGAAAAGAGUAGCACUAGAAAAAAUUUCUGAAAAGACAAAGAGAUCUAAAAUUACUGAUUACAUUGCCAAGCAAAGUAGUAGACAGGAAUUUUGCCUCUCUUAG
This is a messenger RNA of Porites lobata, 1065 nucleotides long. Lineage: Eukaryota; Metazoa; Cnidaria; Anthozoa; Scleractinia; Poritidae. The record is from the annotation of a GenBank genome assembly.